AUGCAUUAUACGUCUGGUAUGGGCUAUUUAGUUUCUUGGGAUAUCGUCGAAUGGAUUACGGACUCAAAAAUUCCGAAAAAUCAUAUGGAAAGACAGAAGGAUAAAACUUUUGGUGAGUGGCUAGGAGAUGGUAGUCGUCAAAUGAACAGGUACAAUGCUAAAUGGUCGAUGUACAACUACCCUGAGCCUCCCACGAGAUGUACCCACGAACUAUGGCCGGAUACCAUUGCUGUUCACCUUUUGAAGACACGAGAAGUGGAUUCCGACAUUGAAAUACUUCCACAUGGUUGUUUCGUUUUGAUUCAAGAUUUUCUAGAAAUUUUAAAUCCAUGUUUGAANAUAACACAAAUUGAUGCAUAUGGAGUUACCACCACCCUUUUCUGGUGUAGUGCGGUGGGAGCCGAAGCAGUAGCAACUGUCGGAGAUGGAGCAUCCACUUUAGAGGCAGGCGAUGAUUCCUCAACCUUAAGCGAUGACUAA
Messenger RNA from Fraxinus pennsylvanica, 480 nucleotides. The record is from the annotation of a GenBank genome assembly. NCBI's taxonomy places the organism in Eukaryota, Viridiplantae, Streptophyta, Magnoliopsida, Lamiales, Oleaceae.